AAUGUAAAUUUAGCUUGAGAAUUUGGACACUACCAGAAUUUAUGUAAUGUCUCUGGAAUCCUAGAGCUCGGAAUUAGAAGCUGUGCAGUCCCAGUCUGGAAAGUCUUGCCCUCCGUGCACUGCAGGAUGCCUCUCUCCGGCGGCUUUCCCCCUAGUAUGCCCAGAAUUGUAUACCACACUCUGUGUCACUGUCACUGCUGUCACCAGGGCAAGAGGCCAGAGUCUGGAGAUGAAGGGGUUGAAGUUUUAUUACAGGGCAGGCUCCAGGGCGGAUGGGUGGAGCCUCAAAGGCUCAGGUCUAAAAUCCCCACCUGGCUGAUUCAGAGAGAGACCCAUUUGAAAACUCCCGGAGGACCAAAGCAUGAGAUACCUGUGGACAUGUCACAGAUAGCAGCCACGGUGGAUGCUGUAAGUUCCAAUUUCUUCAAGGUUCUCUUACAAACUCACAUGAAAAAAGAAGAAUGGACUAUAAGACAUCUGGACCUCAGUAACAAUCUCAUAUCAAAAGUAACCUUGAGCUCUUUCGCGCAUUUUCAUGCUCUGGAAAUAUUAAACCUCAGCAACAACGCCAUCCACUCCGUGUCAUUGGAUCUGCCCAGUCUUAAGUCCUCGUGGGUGAAACGCCACAGAAGCAGCUUGAGAAAUGGGCUUCCAUUUCUAAAGUUGCUCAUUCUUCAAAGAAAUAAACUCAGUCAUAUACCCAAGGGGCUAUGGAAACUGAAGUCGUUACAGAGUUUGGAUCUGUCCUUCAAUGGGAUAUCACAAAUUGGUCUGUCUGAUUUUCAUAACUGCCUGCAACUGGAAAACCUCCAUUUAAAGAGCAACAAGAUAUUCAGAAUUCAUCCAGAAGCCUUCAAGGACCUGAAAAAAUUACAGGUGGUAGACCUCAGCAACAAUGCGCUGACCGCCGUCCUGCCAGUGAUGAUCAUUGCUCUAGAACUUCCCCACCUGGAGGCUGACUUGGCUGAUAACCAAUGGCAGUGUGACUACAGCGUGGCAGUCUUCCACAAGUUUAUUUCUGAAUCCUGGAGGGAAAAGUGGAAUGUAAUUUGCAACAAGUCUAUAGGGAAGGAGGAGGCAUACUGGUGGACCACCAAAAGAGUUUCCAGAGAGACCCAGCUUCAUCCCACGAACCUGAAUCCUAUGAAGAGCCUCCUGAGGAGCACAGGUGAGAGGCCCGGGGAAGCGCGCUUUUCUACUCCGGGGAAGAAGGACCCUGUGGGCUCUGAUGCCAGGGAGAGGCCGAGACGGCUGCCAAGGUGGGUGAAGAGUGCCGGGGAGGAGCAGACAGCUGGCAGGAUGGGACGCACUCCCCAGGACCUCACCCUGGCCGUCUGCCUGGCCGUGUUCAUCACGUUCUUCGUGGCUUUCUGCCUGGGCGCUUUUGCAAGGCCUUAUGUGGACAGACUGUGGCAACAGAGAUGCCGGAAAAAAAGUCCAGGCUCAGGUGACUUGUACUCAAACCCGGGCUUCUACGAUGAGAUCGAAGCUGCAGGAGUCAGACAGCAGCCAAGGAUGGAUCUGCACCAAACUUCCCAUGAUCAAAACCUCCAUGAGAACCAAAACUCUUUCUGGGUGACAGAGGCCAGCCCAUACGCUGCUGUCAAUCCUGAGAGAACACUGGCACCCAGCAGAAAGGAGCCUGGUGGCCGGCAGGGCCUUGAACACUUCGCAGACCACACUAGGACAAAGGACAGCACGCUUCCAUAUCACGGUGGGGCCGGGCCCCUUCUCCACCAACACUCAAAUGCCCGUGAUCCCCAACCACUGUUGGCGGGACAGGACCACAUCUACAGGAAUGAAAUCCCUGGAGAAGUAAAUUAUGACACUGUGGCCCAGGAAGGUGCCCUCAGUGAGCGUUCCAUGGGUCGCCCUGCAGCACCUGCCAGAUCACAAAGUGACCUCAGCUCAGUCUCUAAGGAUUCCGACGAGUUAGGUCCCCCUCCCCCAAGAGAAAUGACAGCUCCCCUCUCUCAGAUGCUAGUGCACACAGAAGCGCUGAGGACUGGAGAGAAUGAGGGAAGAGGGGGCACUGAACUCUCACUUCCGGAGUUUUCUAAGGAGAGGCAAGUGAGGGCUUAUGUCAACUCGCUGAGUGCACAGCAGCAGAGGAUCAGGGGCCUCCGUGCCGCGGGAGAGCUUCCCACCCACUACAGUGGGGCCACACUCACUGACCCCGGAGACACGGACUGGUCCCCACCGGCCUCCCCUCCAGGGCGGGGCCCUGACCUGCCUGUCACUCCCAGUAACAAGGAACCAGUGCAGAAGCACCCUCCUGACUGUCAGUACGAGUCAGACACCAACUCUGAUUCUGAUGAAGGGUCUUUAUUUACUCUAAGUUCAACAAGUUCUGAGGACACAAGACAUGUGUCUGAAAAAGAGGCACAUGGCGAGGGGAGCUGUAGGGCCAGCAAGACCCUGGAGGACGAGGACUCAGGAGAGAGGACAGACAACGUCACUUACCAAAAUAUUCUGGGGAAAGAAGAUUCCUGUGAGAAUCAGGAAGAUCGUUUUGAAAAAACUCUCACUUCCGGUCCAGACUCUGGUUUGUGGGAGACCCGUCUGGAAAGUGCCUCUACCACCGGUAGAUCUGAGGAUCCACUGACUUUGCCUGGGUCCCUGGGCAGUAGCCCUUGUAGUGAUGCGAUCCCAGGCGUGUCUGUUUAUGAUUACAUCGCAGCUCUUCAGUCCGAGCCGGUGGAAUGGCACUGUUCACUCAGAGACUUAGAGUUUUCAAAUGGGGAUAUUGUACCACAGACACCACCACAUUCUGCCGAAGUUUCCUCGGAUUCUGAUGAGAGUUCCUGUCCUGACGGGGACGCCGACAUUUGUAAAUAAGAACCUCACGUGCCGAGAACCUCAAAACAAUAUUCCUUCCAAGAUAACUACAGGGAAAACUUCAGACCCUCACAGCAAGAUUCAGAAUGGACACUGAUGUAAAUGAGAAGUUUGUACGUCCUGAGGACGGUGGUUUGGGAAAGGUUCUAAGCCAAAUGUGUUACACUCCUGUGGUGAGGAACUGGCUCUUCAGUGUAAAAGGAGGGUGGUGGGUGGGGGCUAUUUUGAAAACAGUUGCAAGAGCCAGGUACCACUACUACAAGAGCUUCCAAAUAAAACUAGUUCACUAAGAGCACGGGAGCACUUCAGUGAGAGAGACGGGGGUCAGCAUUCAGAGGGGAACCUGCUGCACUUAGAAGAAAUCAUUCUAACUUUUAUACGCAAGUGCAGACCCAGAGAAACCUGAGGGGAGUUGGCUCUCCAUGAGAGGACCAGCUCUACUAUGACAAAGACAAGGACGUUCAACUUGAAAAUCAAAGAGAAAUUCCAGGAACAUCUUCAGUGCCUACUGAUGCACUUAGACAGGACUGCUGGACAGAUUUUAAUGAAUUCUGCACAAAGAACCACACAGCUUUUUGGGUUGAUUAGGGAACUGUAAAACUGGAGAAAUCCAGAGCAAUUCUCAAUAUUUGUUAAAAAGUAAUGUUAAAGGAGGCACCAUUUUGUAGAGCACAAUGUAAAUUAAAAAUCACUUUUCAAGAAGAGAAGUGAUGUCUUAUGUAAAAGAUAAAGGCACUCCAUUAUUA
This is a messenger RNA of Camelus dromedarius (Arabian camel), 3584 nucleotides long. It is a transcript of the gene LRRC66, whose product is annotated as leucine rich repeat containing 66. The coding region runs from base 127 to 2838 and encodes 903 amino acids. The record is from RefSeq and is a predicted model, not a curated record. Gene Ontology annotation, cellular component: plasma membrane; extracellular matrix. Lineage: Eukaryota; Metazoa; Chordata; Mammalia; Artiodactyla; Camelidae. Gene Ontology annotation, molecular function: protein binding. The transcript is spliced from 5 exons.